Passer domesticus (house sparrow) is the source of this 2857-nucleotide messenger RNA. It is a transcript of the gene TSNAX, whose product is annotated as translin associated factor X. The transcript is spliced from 6 exons. The record is from RefSeq and is a predicted model, not a curated record. Gene Ontology annotation, cellular component: nucleus; cytoplasm. The coding region runs from base 656 to 1420 and encodes 254 amino acids. NCBI's taxonomy places the organism in Eukaryota, Metazoa, Chordata, Aves, Passeriformes, Passeridae. Gene Ontology annotation, molecular function: sequence-specific DNA binding; RNA binding; RNA endonuclease activity.
GCUCUGCUGCCUGUGUGUUGGUUUAGCCCUAGCAGUGACAGAAUCAGAGUCACAGAGCAGCUCAGGCUGGAAGGGACCACACGGGAUCAUCUGCAGGGUGAUCCCAGAGCACCUGGCCCAGGGUUGUGUCCAGGUGGUUCCUGAACAUCUCCAGUGAGAGAGACUCCACAGCCUCUCAGGACAAUCUGCUCCAGUGCUCCGUCACUUGCACAGUAAAGUUCUCCCUCAUAGUCAGGAAGAAUGGAAUUUCCUGUGCAUUGGUUUCUGCCUGUUGCCUCUUGUUCUAUUGCCUGGCACCACCGAGAAUCACACAGACCUCCCUUCAGCGCUCUUUCAGGGGGUGCAUUUAAUGCUUUAAACUGCUAUAGGAAAAACAAAGUCCUGAACUCAUGUCCAACAGAAAAGAAAAAAAUAUUUGCAGUUUCCUCUUUAAGAAAGUAGCUACGCCCACUUCUUGUUUUGGUUUGGGAUAAUAAACAAUUAAGCGGAAACAUUUUAAAAUCCAGUGUUCCCUCGGUUCUUCUUUUAAGGAAAUUGAGAGAACUCCACGUAUUCAAAAGGAUCAGGUGGGUUCAGAAAACGGAAGCAUGAUAAUUUUCCACAUGGUCAAAGAAGAGGAGAAGAAAAAGAGAAUGUUAAUCCACCUUCAGCUUUGAUGAAGUCUUUUAAAUCGUUCCAGCUGGAGCUUGACACCAGGCACGAUAAAUACGAACGGCUCGUGAAGCUCAGCCGGGAUAUAACGAUCGAAAGCAAAAGAACGAUAUUCCUGCUCCACAGGUUCAUCAGUGCUCCCAAUGGGGAAGAAAUACUAAGUGAAUCUGAAGUCAAGCUGGAUGCUGUCCGACAGAAGAUCAAGCAGGUAGCACAAGAACUGAUUGGAGAAGACAUGUAUCAGUUCCACAGAGCUAUAUCUCCAGGACUUCAAGAAUAUGUUGAGGCAGUUUCGUUUCAGUAUUUUAUCAAAACACGAUCUUUGAUCAGUGUUGAAGAGAUCAACAAACAACUAAUAUUUACAGCAGAAGACAGAGAAGAAACAACAAACAUGACCUCCAAUUCCCAUGACAAACAGCCCCAUACGUGGAGCCUGAAGGUAACCCCUGUGGAUUACCUGCUGGGAGUGGCUGAUCUGACGGGAGAGCUGAUGCGGCUGUGCAUCAGCAGCGUUGGGAACGGGGACAUAGACACGCCCUUCGAACUGAGCCAGUUCUUGCGUCAGAUUUACGAUGGGUUCACUUUCAUUGGCAACACCGGACCUUACGAAGUCUCAAAGAAGCUCUAUACCUUGAAACAGAGUCUGGCAAAAGUAGAGAAUGCCUGCUACACAUUAAAAGUACGGGGAUCCGAAAUCCCAAAGCACAUGUUGGCUGAUGUGUUCUCCACCAAAACGGAAUUGAUUGACCAAGAGGAGGGGAUUCCCUAAAAUUGGGAAGCUCUUGCUACUCAGAAGAGAAGAGGACCUAGAGAAAGCUCUCUAGUUACGGUUUGUGGGGUUUUGACCCUCUCAAAGCUUUUUAGGUAGAGACAUUUUUAGUUUUAUCUAUGAGAAGGCUGUUUGCAGUGGUAAUUUGUAACCAAAAAUACCUUUUAUGAUGUGCAAGAGAAGAAAUGUUUGACUUUGGCCUCUUGGUAUGGAAUUUCCUGUAUUGCUCCAUUGUAUCUUCUUUCAGAAUGACCAAAAUUUCCACUGCACUCUACUACUACUCUACUAAUGACAGUGACUGUCAUUUGUGUGACCCAACGCAAACAGUUGUUGGUGCAAGUUUUCAUCAAGCAGAGCAGUAGAAAAAAAAUGGUUGGGUGCUGUUUUUUAUCAUUAUCCAUAGGUUUCUGCUGACCUAUUUUCUGAGUAUUUGGGUUCUGUACUCAUGUCACACCUACAACAAUGCACCUGUGUAAGUGCACCCCUUGACUUGAGACUGGGGUGGUCUCAACAGUGCCAUGUAAUUCAAGUUUUCUCUGAUUUGUGCUUUAAACUAUGAAACUUAAGUCAACUUUUUGCCAAUUGAUAAUGAAGCUAAUUGCACCAGGUAAAUACUACUGUCACCUGCCAUUUUGGGUCUCUGUUAAAACUGAGCUCCAUUUGAGCUAACACUGGUUCUUCACAGUUUUGAGAUGAGCUAGGAAAUCCACAGAAAAUAAUUGUGGAACGUAUUGUUUUACAUUUUUUGUAAUACAGUUUAAUGCAAAAUCUGACAUAUUUCUGUUUGUAGACAAAAGAAGUUGUCAUACAAAGUAUGUAAUUUGGUGUUAGGACAAGCAGUUUUUGGCCAGAACAAAUGUGUUGCAAUGCUGGAAGUUUGUUCUCCAUUGUUUGUGCUGCCCUGAGGACCUCCAGUGGGCUUGAACUGGUAUAAGUGGAAAAGGGCUAGCCAAGCUUUAAAUAUGUGUUAGCAGGAACUAUAUCAUGUGCAUGUUCCUGUGGAAAGGAAAUUGCAAACAGAAGUAAGGCAGUCAUUCUGGUUUCCACAUUUAUCUUUGAGGGGGGUAUGUCACUGUUGGCAAAAAAUCAGGGCUUUAUGCUGGUGUCUGAGGUUAUGAAAGUCUGAUAAUGUACAUAAUGCUAAAGGAAAACAGAUAAAACAACAUGAUCUCUAGACUCCAGGAAAUAGGCCUCCCAACUGCAAUUGAAAAUACUGCAUGUUUUUUAUUUCCACUUCCAUAUGCUGUGAUACUGCCAAUACUUUUCCCAUGAGCAUAUCCUGAGUAGCUGGAAUCAUCCGAUAUAUGGAUAGGAAUGGGUAAAUACAUUUCUGUCAAAUUUUUCCAUUGUUUCCACAUAAAGUAGUAUGGGGUGGAUUGAAAAAGGGUAUUUUUCCUAUUGUUUAAUACUAUUUUUUACAAUAAAUUUUGAAAAGUA